AAAUGUUGAACUACCUGAGAAAUUAUGAGAUCUGUAAAAAAGUUCCAGAGCUUCAUUUUCUCCUGCAUGGACCAGUAGGAGCAGGAAAAUCCAGCAUCAUCAACACCAUCAAGAGCAUUUUUGAAAAUCGACCGUAUCACCUCUCUCUGCCUUCUGCAGCAUCUGGUAAAAGUUUUACUCUAAAAUAUCACAAGUUCCCCAUUGGAAGUGAGCUCUCUGGACAAGUACCCUUCGCCUUCUAUGAUGUAAUGGGUCUAGAAGAGGGAAAAAACAAAGGAAUGCACACUGAUGACAUCAUCAGCGCUUUAAAGGGACACAUACCAGAAGACUAUGAAUUUCAGCCACAUGCAAUGAUUAAAGAGGACAAGAGGUACAUCAGCGACCCCACUCUCAGAGAUAUGAUCCACUGUCUCGUGAGCGUAUUACCGGCGGAUAAAGUCACGCUAAUGUCCGACUCCGUCAUUGAUAAAAUGAAGACUGUCAGAGCGGCAGCGAGCGCAUUAGGAAUGCCUCAAAUGGUUUUCAUGACCAAAGUGGACGAGGCUUGUCCCAUGAUAAAGGACGAUCUCAGCAAGGUCUACCAAAGCAAGAAGAUCAAAGAAAAGAUGCACGAGUGCAGUAACAGGUUAGGCGUUCCUAUGAACUGCAUUUUCCCUAUGAAAAACUACCACGAGGAGACCGUUCUAAAUGAGUCGGUAAACCUCCUGAUGCUGGAGGCUCUGAAACAGAUCGUCAUCGCCGCCAACGACUAUGUGGAAAAAUCCAGCAAGUAAAGUAGAGCAUGUUCCUGGCACUGUUUUGUGUAGGUGCAUUGGGUUAUUUGUAUUAUUGUUAGUAGUAUUACAGGACUUCUGCUUGGCACCCAGUAGGCCUUAUGUAUGGCCAUGUAGAGGACCUGGGUUUCCAUCUCUUACCAUGUCUUGUCAGGCGAGCCCCUAUGCUACAAAACAGGAACGUAGUGGAUGAUUCUCCUGCAAACUAGCUAAAUCAGCUUAUACUAUACAAAAUAUUAUCCACGUGUAUCUUUAUCUUUAAUCAGAGUUACUAAUUUGUCUGCAGAGCAUUGGCAUGAUGGGAAAUAGUAAUCAAACUGCGUUUUUUUUACAUUAAACUGCUUUAAAGUCACCAUUAUGGUUGCAGUACAGGCGCAGAUGAAGGAAAGUCUCUGUGGACACGUCUUUAGUUGCAAGUCAAGAUAUUUUCUGCCAAAUUUGACAUCCCAUGCUCUUUGUCCCCGGCUUCCUUCCACCUACCCCUAUUUAUACAGGUUUAGGCCAGGGGCCACUGCAUGCAAGAUCAAAUUUCUUAUCAUAUAUAAAUGACUUACAUGCAUGCAUUUAUACCCAAACAUAUUCUAAGAUGACCAUAUGGGCUCUGUGUGACAUACCGGCCUCUAUCAAACA
This is a messenger RNA of Astyanax mexicanus (Mexican tetra), 1403 nucleotides long. RefSeq names its product interferon-induced protein 44-like. NCBI's taxonomy places the organism in Eukaryota, Metazoa, Chordata, Actinopteri, Characiformes, Acestrorhamphidae. The transcript has 5 exons. The coding region runs from base 3 to 773 and encodes 256 amino acids. The record is from RefSeq and is a predicted model, not a curated record.